Messenger RNA from Dermacentor silvarum, 1598 nucleotides. RefSeq names its product mitochondrial mRNA pseudouridine synthase RPUSD3-like. The record is from RefSeq and is a predicted model, not a curated record. The transcript is spliced from 8 exons. The coding region runs from base 151 to 1257 and encodes 368 amino acids. Lineage: Eukaryota; Metazoa; Arthropoda; Arachnida; Ixodida; Ixodidae.
CGUUGGGGUAGCAUGGGGCGCACGUGUUCAAUGUUUUUGGUUCUUUACAAGUGUGUGUGUGUGCCGAUUCACGUCUGUGUUAAUUUGUAGUCGUACAAGCCGUUCUGCGUAAAGACGUACCCGUUGUUACCAUCGUUACCAUUUGGUGUGAUGAAGCGCUUGUGCGUCUUUGCACGUCGUUCACGUCACCUUAGCAGCCUAAACUCGUUUAGGCAGCUCUGUGCAGCAGCAAAACCAGCUUUUGAAGAUCUGUCACAUUCAAGCCGGAAAGAUUCUGAAGAUAAAAAGCACGUGUACAGAAAUUUGUACCCGUGGAAAUCGAAGGGCGAGUUUGUUCGGGAUUUGGCGGGUAGUAUAUUUUAUAACCAAGAUGGGCUUAUUGCGCUCAGCAAACCAUACGGGGUUCCCCUGAGCAUGAAUUUCCGCAAGGAAGGCCGAUCCCAAAGUAUGCUCAAGCAACGCCUUCACGUCUCGGGCUUCGGCGAGUCUCCUUACAGUCUAGAAGAUGCCCUAGAUGGCUUGGCGGUUCACUUGAAUGUCGACCAAAUUAUGAUCGUCAAAUCAGCUGAAAGGUAUGCUAGCGGUGUCACCAUUCUGGCGUCCAAUGAGCAAGCUGCACGAAGUGCUCAGAAAGCUGUGCUGCGAGCAAAGCCAAUGCAGAUACCAUAUACGACUGCUUGGAUAAUUGCGAAAGGCUACCCGGUGCGUGAUGAAGUCAAGGAAAAAGUUGCCAUAAAGCUUGUACCUGUGAAUGAAUCAGAAAAACGUGUGGAAGUGUUGCGCGAGUUCAGCAAAACUGCUUCAAAGACAAGGGUGGUGAAGGCUGUUCUUGUGGAGUGCCAGACUUUGAGCAAAAACACCAGCAUGGCCAUGAGCCUGCUUCAAGUGGCUGCAUCAAACGUACACAAGAGUUUUUUGCGUGCAUAUGUGGCCAACCUGGCAUCUUGUGUGAUGGGUGACUUGAGCCCCAAUGCCUGCCUCACCAAGUAUCAUCAAGGCCGGCCCUUGGUGCUGUCUCCUGUGGCAGCUGCUUCUGCCAAACCGCAGCCUCUUCCAGAUGCAGUCUGCAAGCAGCUGGGAAUCUCCAACACCCAGCAGCAAAUAGUGCCUGCCAUGGUGCACUACCGGAGCCUACUGUUGCCUUGGUACCAUGGAAAAGACCAGCACUUGCUCUUGAGUGACCCCACGCUGCCCAAACACUUCAGCUGGACCCUUGAGGCACUAGGUCUUCUGCCCGACUUGCACCCAAAGAAAUGACUCUUUCGUGUGGACGCGGCUGCUAUUUGAUUGUGCUACUGUCUAAGCACAAUAUGCGAGCCAACUUAUGUGUUUGGAAGGAAUGUGAAAUGGCUAAUUUACGAAAUGAAAUUGCCUGAUGACGACUGUGUACAUAGAAGGCAGUAAAAGUAGUUACAAAUUAAAUAUUGUGGUGCAUACAGGUAAACUAACAGGCUAUUUUUAGCCCUUUGACUGCCGUUGCUUUAUUGCGUAUUGGUUUUGCAAACAUUUUAUGCUGUAUAGGAGUUGCUUCUUUGUUAGUGGAUUUGUCUGAGUCAAAAUUUAAUAUAGUUAAUAAACUUUUUUUUUUAAUUGUCAAA